Molecule: messenger RNA, 345 nt
Organism: Pseudovirgaria hyperparasitica
Lineage: Eukaryota; Fungi; Ascomycota; Dothideomycetes; Acrospermales; Acrospermaceae
Product: SOH1-domain-containing protein
Exons: 3
Coding region: 1-345 (114 amino acids)
Biological process (GO): regulation of transcription by RNA polymerase II
Cellular component (GO): mediator complex; core mediator complex
Molecular function (GO): transcription coregulator activity
Source: RefSeq, a predicted model, not a curated record
AUGGCUGAGACACAGAGCCCAUCUGUUCAGGACAUCCGUUACGGUGGCUUUACGCGCUUCGAGCUCGAGCUGGAGUUCGUUCAGUCUCUAGGAAACCCGCUGUAUCUGAACCACUUAGCUGCGACGCAAAAGGUCUUUGACAACCCGGAAUUUAUUGCUUACAUCGAUUACUUGCAAUACUUUCAGCUCCCUCAGUAUGCAAAAUAUAUCGCCUAUCCUGGCCCAGCCUUGCGCAAUCUCGAGCUCCUCAAGCAGGAAACUUUUCGUAAACACAUUGUUGACGUCGGUCUAGCUCAGGCCAUGUUCGAGCAAGGCAUCAUAGCUGGCAAACGCGAUCAGUCGUGA